Drosophila suzukii is the source of this 612-nucleotide messenger RNA. It is a transcript of the gene Cby, whose product is annotated as beta catenin antagonist chibby. NCBI's taxonomy places the organism in Eukaryota, Metazoa, Arthropoda, Insecta, Diptera, Drosophilidae. The record is from RefSeq and is a predicted model, not a curated record.
UGAAUUUAGUUUUACCCUCGUGCGGUUAGGAACCCAUUCUAUUCCACCGGUUCUAUGCCACUGGCAGACUUUUGCUGUCCGUUGUCAAUCUGUGGCCGCCUGCCACCCUUUAAGCAGUCACUUGCCAUGCCGCUUUUCAACAAGAAGUUCGAAUCGAAGCCCAUUCCGGUGCGUCAGGGUCGCUGCAAUAUUGGCCAUCCUUUGGCCACCGAGGAGCUGGACGACUUCCGCCAGAUCUCCCUUACACUGGGCAAUAAGGAGCUGCGUUUCGCAGACGGCAUCUGGAUGCAUUCGUCCCGGAAGGGCGAUGUGGACGACAUGCUCAGGCUGAACAAGAAGUUUAGGGCCCUCGAGGAGGAGAACAAUAUGUGCAACCUGAAAAUCGAGGUUAUGCUGGAUCUUCUGGCGGAGCAUGCCACGGAACUUGGUGAAUUAAAACCAAAGUAGGAGAAGAGGGAAAUAAAGAAGACUUGAUUUACUGGCAAAGGCAUUUCUUAUAAUUAAAACCCUGUCCUUACAUUAGAAGAAAAAAUGGGUGUAACCAUUAAUGCUUAGUGAAAGAAAGAUCAUCUUGUGUUUCUAAAAUAUAAGCAUAGUACAUUUUAGAUUUGU